Molecule: messenger RNA, 741 nt
Organism: Phragmites australis (common reed)
Lineage: Eukaryota; Viridiplantae; Streptophyta; Magnoliopsida; Poales; Poaceae
Product: formin-like protein 14
Exons: 2
Coding region: 1-741 (246 amino acids)
Source: RefSeq, a predicted model, not a curated record
AUGGCCCCUUCCCCUCCCCCUUCCACCUCGCCGAUCACCCCCACGGCGACCGUAACCACCACUGCUUCCCCCUCAAAUCCGGCCUCCUACAGCCCCUCGCAGCCCCUCCUGACACUAGAUCCAUGCUCUCCCAACUCCGACCCAUCCCGAGAACCCCCGAUCUGCUCGCCACACCAGUCGUCGCGCCCCCAAUCGCCUCCACCCCCGCCGCCUCCCCCCGGCGUUCUCGACUCCAAUCCAUCGCCGUCCUCCCAGAUCCCGCCCUUGGACCCACUUUUCCUCAACGUGCAGGAGCCAACUCGCUACUGCCCAGCUCCAAAUGGGUCCGAUUCGCCUUUACUCUGCCCUCACCCCAAGCCAACCACCGCGCUGGGCGAAUUCUAUCGCCGGUCAAAUCCAUCCUCAAGCCAGCAUUCACUGUUGUUCGCUCCACCUCGACCGACCACCACUCCCAAGUUGCAAAGGCGAAACAUCCACUCCUCACAGCCUCUGAGGCCUCCGACCGCGCAGUCAAGCUGUGGGAACCUCGCUCCUAGUGGCAUAUCUGGGAGGAGCGCAAGGAAGACCCAGAUGGAUGGAGAACGGUGCAUCCAAGAUAUUGGUGGUGUCAAAGAGGGACCCCAUAAAGUGCAUCUCCUGUGGCUGCUCCGGGCACAAGGCCCGCUGUUGCACUGCGCUACUCUCCACCACCGCGAAGCAACUCCCAUCGCCUCCCCCGCCAUCGCCCUCAAGCGCCUCUAA